CGCACAAUUACAUUACGCACAUACACACAGCUGUACACCAGGUGACCUGACAGGAGAAAAACACAACGUAAGUUCUCAGCUUUUCUUAAGCUCGAUUUGGUUAAAACUGUUCCGUAUGUAGAUUUCUCAUGAUGUGGCGCCUUUAAGAAUGAGCACACAGGAAGUUGAGAAACAGGAUGUUGGAUAUGAGACUCCACCAGUGUGUGACCUUCUGACCCUGCUGUUAAAGAACCGGCGACCCUCAGGGGCCUGUAAUGAGGUCUGGCCCAACAUCUACAUCAGUGACGCGGCAACGGCGAGAGAGAAGACGCUGCUGCAGAGUCUCGGGAUCUCUCACAUCAUCAACGCUGCACAUGGACCACAUCACAUCGACACCGGAGCAGACUUCUAUUCAAACACAAACGUACAGUACUACGGCGUGGAGGCGUCAGACAGCAGACACUUUGAUAUGACGCCAUUUUUCUACCCUACGGCCACUUUUAUUCAUGAUGCUUUAAACCAGCCACAUGGAAAGGUUCUGGUUCAUUGCGCUCGGGGCGUGAGUCGAUCAGCAGCUCUGGUGUUGGCGUAUCUGAUGAUUCAUCAAAGACUUACUCUGUCUGAAGCCAUAAACAUCGUUUCCGGAUGUCGAAACAUUUUACCCAACGCUGGAUUUCUUCAGCAGCUCCGUCAGCUGGACUCCACCCUCGCCCUGCAGAGAAACAGACAGAUGGAUACGUCGCUUGUGCGCGCGUGCUGGGGUUCAGACUUCUGUAAUGAAAUUCAAAACAAAGACUUCAGGAGACAGCUUACGAGUCUGACAGCAAUAAUAAAACACAAACAACAUCAUCGAGCUGUUCAAUUAAUCCUUCUGUACUCAAGCUGGUUGAAGAUGACGUCUCAAGGGAAGACUGAAGCUUCCGAAGAGGAAUAUUUCACUCCGAACGGCUACGAGCUUGAGAAACAUCUCACACACGGCAGCGUGGCCUACACACACGUCAAUGAGGUCUGGCCCAACGUUUACAUAGGAAAUGAAGAAACAGCAAGAGACCGACACAAGCUGAAGAGUCUGGACAUCACACACAUACUGAACGCUGCGGAGGGCGAGUGGAACAGCGUGGAGACAGGGCCAGAAUACUACAAAGAUAUGAAUGUGGAUUACUACGGUAUUACAGCCGAAGACACCACUACCUUCAACCUCAGCCAGUACUUCUACACCACAGCAGAAUAUAUCCAUCAGACGCUCGUGAACCCUCAGAAUAAGAUGCUCAUUCAUUGUGUGAUGGGUCGCAGUCGCUCUGCUACACUUUUUCUGGCUUACCUGAUGAUCCAUGAGAACAUGACGGUGGUAGACGCCAUUGAUCACGUCAAACGCCGCAGACGCAUCAUUCCUAACUGGGGCUUCCUGAAACAGCUGCGAGAACUGGACAUCUCACUGCUGGAACAGAGAAGAGCUCAAAACACACAACCCCAACAAACUCGACACGUCAAGAAAUAAUUAAACCAUCAUUAUUCUACACUAGGCUCUUCCAAAACUUUAUGCUGGAAUCUCGAGAUUUCUUUGAGGAGUCUUCGGCAACACCUUUAUCUGAUGUCUCAAAGCCCUCAUUUAGAAACCACUGCUGCUCACUAACCAAUCAAAUCUCCAUGGAAAGAAUCUGAAUGUUUCUUAGCCAGUUUACUUCAGAAAUUCAGUUUCAUGUUGACUUAAACACAUCAUAACAUACUCUUGUGUAAAGAUUAUCAUUAUAAUGUAUACUACUGAAGUAUACUGUGGAGUAAACAGGACAUUGUCAUUAUAUUAUUUACUCAACAUAUUGAAAAGUCUUGUGAAAACGUAUUCAUGCUGCAAAGACAAUAAAACCUAAUAAACCUUAAAAAUAAUUUAUCACCGCUGGUUUAACAUCAGAGGAAAA
Messenger RNA from Triplophysa rosa, 1895 nucleotides. RefSeq lists its product as uncharacterized. The transcript has 7 exons. Bases 149 to 1477 code for a protein of 442 amino acids. The record is from RefSeq and is a predicted model, not a curated record. Gene Ontology annotation, molecular function: MAP kinase phosphatase activity; protein tyrosine/serine/threonine phosphatase activity. Gene Ontology annotation, cellular component: cytoplasm. Gene Ontology annotation, biological process: protein dephosphorylation; negative regulation of MAPK cascade. Lineage: Eukaryota; Metazoa; Chordata; Actinopteri; Cypriniformes; Nemacheilidae.